Messenger RNA from Menidia menidia (Atlantic silverside), 1371 nucleotides. NCBI's taxonomy places the organism in Eukaryota, Metazoa, Chordata, Actinopteri, Atheriniformes, Atherinopsidae. The record is from the annotation of a GenBank genome assembly.
CUGCCUCUCCAGUAUUUUCUCGGUCGCCGUGAAAGGCAGAACUCACACACACACACAGGCGGCAGGAUGUCGAUUGUCAGCAUCGUUGCCAGGGAGAUUUUGGACUCCCGGGGAAACCCCACAGUGGAAGUGGACGUUCACACGGAGAAAGGUCUGUUUAGGGCUGCGGUGCCUAGUGGAGCCUCUACAGGUAUAUACGAGGCUUUGGAGCUCCGAGAUGGCGACAAGAGCCGCUAUAAGGGCAAAGGUGUUUUGAAGGCAGUCGGACACAUCAAUGACACUCUGGGACCAGCCCUCAUAGCUUCUGGCAUCAGUGUGGUGGAACAGGAGCAGCUGGACAACAUGAUGAUCGAGAUGGAUGGCACAGAAAACAAAUCUCAGUUUGGAGCCAAUGCCAUCCUUGGAGUGUCUCUAGCCAUCUGUAAAGCAGGUGCAGCAGAGAAAGAUGUCCCCCUGUACCGCCACAUAGCCGACCUGGCUGGAAACACAGAGUUGGUGCUCCCAGUUCCUGCCUUUAAUGUGAUUAAUGGAGGAUCUCAUGCAGGAAACAAACUGGCAAUGCAGGAAUUUAUGGUUCUUCCUGUUGGGGCCGAGUCUUUUAAGGAGGCAUUGAGGAUAGGAUCUGAGCUUUACCACACACUGAAAGGGGUGAUUCAUGAGAAAUAUGGCCAGGACGCCAUCAACGUCGGAGAUGAGGGAGGAUUUGCUCCCAACAUCCUGGAGAACAGUGAGGCCUUGGAGCUGCUGCAGACGGCCAUAGAGAAGGCAGGCUUCACGGAAAAGGUGGUGGUUGGGAUGGACGUGGCUGCCUCCGAGUUUUAUCGCGAGGGCAAAUAUGACCUUGACUUCAAAUCCCCGCCAGAUCCACAGCGACACAUCAGCGCAGAGGAGCUGGCUGACAUCUACCAGGGCUUCGUCAACAACUACCCAGUGGUGUCCAUUGAGGACCCGUUCGACCAGGACGACUGGGAGGCCUGGUCCCGUCUCACAGCUCAGGUUGGGAUCCAGGUUGUCGGGGACGACCUGACAGUAACCAACCCGAAGAGGAUAGAGAAAGCUGCCGAGGAGCGAGCCUGCAACUGCCUCCUGCUCAAAGUCAAUCAGAUCGGCUCCGUCACUGAAGCCAUACAGGCGUGUAAGCUGGCUCAGGCCAACGGAUGGGGGGUGAUGGUCAGCCAUCGUUCAGGAGAGACAGAGGACACCUUCAUCGCUGACCUGGUGGUGGGACUCUGCACUGGACAGAUUAAGACCGGUGCCCCCUGCAGAUCCGAGCGACUGGCCAAGUACAACCAGCUUAUGAGGAUUGAGGAGGAACUGGGCGACCAGGCUCGCUUUGCAGGCCAUAACUUCAGGAACCCCAGCGCCCUGUGA